UGCACGCACUAAGUUCGAUGUAGUACGUAGCAGACAAAGUGGCUUGGACCCGCGUGUUCUGUGUGUGUGUGUGGUACCAGCACGUGUUCUGGCACCGGCACGAAGGUUUCAAAUAUACUUUAUCAAAAUUCUGAAGAAUACUGCGAGCUUAUUUCAUCACUGAAGAUUAGCAAAAGCGUCCUAGGUCAUAAAGGAACUGAAUGAUCUUUCUGGCAAAAUAUUGAAGACUAUAAUUCUAUGACUACAAGUCUAUAAACUUUCGAUUGGAAAAUUCUCGUCAAAGAUAAAUGAAAAUGUAAAAAGUAAAGUUACUAAGAAAUAUCUUGUGACUAAACAAGGACCAGAAACACUUGUUUGAAACACUAGUAACUCUUUCAGAGUAACAAACCAAACAUUGUUCCGGUAAAAAUACCAAUAAAUAUAAUAAAAAGAUAUCCAAAAAGAUGUAAAAAAUAGCGUAACAGUAGCAAAUUAUGGUAUUUUCUUGUUCAGUAACAAAGCCCCUGCAAGCAUUACAAAUGUAUACUUUAUCAAAAUAAGUUUAUUCGAUUAGUGACAUUUUGCGAACUGAAAAGGGAAAACAUCACAGUAAAACAUGAAAGCUAGUAUCAAUGAUAAUUUAAAACAAGGGGGUAAACCAGAACUGAUUGAGAAAACAAAACUUGAAAAUAUUACAGAACAAAGGAAUGGCCAAUUUAAGUUUGUUGGGGAUGGCCAAUACAGGCAUGAUUGUAAAGAAAAAGUUGUUAAAGGAGACUGUAGCUAUAUAGAAGGAAAUAAUCAAAGAUCUGAAGACGACUCAAGAAAGUUCUCUGACACUGACGAAUUUACAAGAAGAAUUGAAGAAGCUGAAGCUGCUCUUAAGAGUCUUUCUGGAAACCUUGAUGAACUCCAAGAAGAUGAGGCGGAUGAGAAACCAAUGUUUGAAAAUUUGUUUGAGAAAAAGGAAGAAACCGAAAUUCCAAAAAGCCUUCAUAAAGGUAGUUCGUGGAAAGAAGUUCUUUCUCUGAGUGUUUCUUCAAAUUCGUGUUGUAGCAACGAGAGGUCACCUUCACAGUCACCAGUUACAAAUAUUCAAGAACCUAGUGACCGAGAAGCGGAUUCCCUUUUUAAAAUAACAAAUGCUUACCAGUUGAGUUCAAAUGGAGAUUUUAUUCAAACGCCAACAUUUCAAGCCCUAGAAGAUCCUGAUAUCUCUCUCCAAAAGCCAUCAACGAAAAACGGAAAACAGGACGUUUUUGAUGUUGAAAACCUCUUGCAAAUUGAACAAGAAUGUGCUUGCAUGCAAUCGUACAUAGGAGAGUCUUUACUGAGAGAAGAAGACAUUGGAGAUUUGCUUUUGAGAGAACAUGAUAUUCAUUGUAAAAGUGAGGAAAGUAACGUUUUUGAAAAGCUUAGAAAUGAAAGCCGGUAUUUCAAGGAAAGCCAGAUCCCUGGGUCGUUGAAUAUUUCCACUAAGUGCAGCACUGAAAUGUCAAAUUCGAAUGUUGACUCCAAUGUUUCAGACUUUCAGAUUUGUGAAGAUAGCAGUGUGAAUCUAACUUUUUGUACCAAUAAACAGUUAGACAGAGGUAUUACAGCUUUCUCUGAUGACUCUAAUGAGCCCAACAGUUCACACUGCUCUUCUCCAGAUAAACAAAAUGUGGCUAGAACUGCUCUGGAGCAAGAACACAUAACUCUCAACAACACACAGUGUUCACAAAAGUACAGUUUUCUGGAAGAUAACACUCAGAAUAAACUUAAUAAAGAAGGGAAUUUCGAAUGUCAAUUACCUCCUAUUCCCGAUGACGACAAUCCACUUGUAAUCGAUGAAGGAGACAGUCAAUUUUCAGAAGCGGAGAGUACGUGUACGUCUACAAUUGAUUCUAUAGCUUCACCACUAACCCAAACAAAUAUAAUCCCUUCUUCACCACCAGGUGUCGGGAACCUUACGGUUUCCAAUUAUGAUCCUAUGCCCCCAGAGAGACAUCCAAGAGGUGUUAAAGGUGCUACUCAAGGACUCAGUGGUGUAGGGCAUGCAGUAGGACCAUUGUUACAUCACAAUAGCCUAUCCAAUUGCUCAAGAAGAGAGAUCAUUGUUUCAGAAGAUUCGAAAGCGAUAUCAAAGGCAGAUUCAAUUGUGAAAUGUCCCACACCAGGGUGUACCGGUAGAGGUCAUGUGAACAGUAGCAGAGCUUCACAUCGUAGUAUUUCUGGGUGUCCAAUUGCCGCUGAGGAAAGGUUAGCAUACAAAGGAAAGAGGUCUUUAAUGAUGAAGACACAAUUAAAAAGAGAUGGAGAAUUAACUUGUAACUCUUAUAAUCAGACUGUUUGCUACUCUAAAGACCCAGAGGUUAAGUAUGACUUCUACGAAACUGGUUCGUCAGCUUACACAGCAAAAGAACUUGAAAUGUAUGGUAAGCAGCACAGCAAUCUGGGCUUUUACAAUAGACAGGGUUGGCUGAGACCGAAUUAUUUCGACGUGGAAAAAACAGAAGGAUCGGUCAAACAAGAAACGGGUUUGAAAUCUCCGUGUCAAUUUGAGCAGAUUGUGCAAAGAGCAAUCAACCUGUCAGUCCGAGAUCCUAUCCCCGCAAUGAACCUCUCACAGAGUUCUCAAAGUCUUCACCAACUGGACUUACAAAGUUCUGCUCAGACUUCUAGGAGGACAUCGUUUGCAAACAAUUUCUCACGCCCUUGUUAUCAACAAGCUCCUGAACAAACAGAGCCUGUAGAUUUCAGCAGAAGAACGGAUGCUGAACCAAAUGUCAUGACGACAGGUCUCUCUCUUUCAAACCCACCAUCCUCCCAGACGUUCUCUUCAGCCAACCACUGCCACUCAAAUAACUUAUCAGUGAUGUCUACACCUUGCUCAGCUUCUGAAAACUAUUCCCCACUAUCCCUUUCCAAAAGCCCUUCUGCUAUAACCGAGUAUUCACGUUUCUCAUACAUGUCAAAUAAUGUUAGGGAGACACAGUGCUCCAGUGAGAACCAACUGUCUAUGUCCUGUGAGGGCUUGGCCUCAAAAUACACUUUCACUACUGGUACUCCUGAACGCGUCAGGACCGGAGACGUCUUGGAUGACUGCAGAAACAUUCCCAGUAGGCUUCCAAAUUAUCUCAGCUCUUACGAUGGACCAACGUCUGAUGUAACUAUGGAAACAUGGAACUCUGCUCCCUUGAUAUCCCCAGAAGCCUUAUCGAUGCAUCCAACCAACCAGUCACACUACAACUCGCCAUCCCUUUCCAGUUUUUAUUCAUCAUCUCCUGUUGCUUUCUCUGCUCGUUCUCUACCAACAUCUCCCGCUAGUAGAUUCGAUACGCUUUCUAGUGGAACUUUGUACUCGAAUCCUGCUGGAACCUCAUCAAGAUCGCUUCCAACUUCACCUAAUCCUUCAACUGAACGUUCUAUAUGUGGAAAUAAUCAACAUAAGGAUCGCCAGAGAGCUCUCGAACCUUAUUUGUUAGAUCAUAAACUUGGACCUCCACCACACAAAAUAGCAAAAACGGUGCCACCCCGAAGGCGUGAAGGAAAAGAACUAAUUCAAUGCCCAACACCAGGGUGUCAAGGAGUUGGUCACAUUUCUGGAAAAUACACUACUCAUAGAAGUCUCUCUGGCUGCCCUCAUGCCGACAAAGCCCAAUUACAAAACCAACACCACGAUUUAAGGUGCCCAACUCCCGGAUGUGAUGGUUCUGGUCACGUGACAGGAAAUUACUCUUCUCAUCGUAGUCUGUCAGGUUGUCCACGUACCAACCGACAUAAAAUAUCUGUAUUAAGAGAAGAAAAACCCAAUGGCGAUUUAACCCGAGUGACUGGCUGUCCGAUAGGUAGUAAGACUAAAGUCCGAUAUCACCACGAACCUAUACAGACAAGCGGAAGAGUUAUCAAACCUGAAGGAAGUAGUUGCCCAACUCCUGGAUGUGAUGGCAGUGGUCACGUGACGGGUACCUUUCUUACCCACCGAAGCUUGUCUGGGUGUCCUAGGGCAGUUCACCGUGAAAAGAGACCAAGACUUUCCCUCGGUCACCAGAUGUCGCCUCCUACAGGAUCAGCAUUCUAUGAGAUGGAAGCUUCGACUGAAGUUGGUCUUCAGCUAGAAGACAAGUUUCAACCGGAACUGGAAGAGACACUGAAUAAUCGUGAACUCCACCAAUACAGAGCUAAGAUCGAAUCAGAGAUGAGCAGCUAUCGAUCAGACGUAGAACAGAAAGUUAGGGUUGCCGAGAUGGUACGCUCACCAGUUUCUCCUUCUAAGUUACGAUU
Molecule: messenger RNA, 4245 nt
Organism: Limulus polyphemus (Atlantic horseshoe crab)
Lineage: Eukaryota; Metazoa; Arthropoda; Merostomata; Xiphosura; Limulidae
Exons: 16
Biological process (GO): regulation of transcription by RNA polymerase II
Cellular component (GO): nucleus
Molecular function (GO): RNA polymerase II cis-regulatory region sequence-specific DNA binding; DNA-binding transcription factor activity, RNA polymerase II-specific; zinc ion binding
Source: RefSeq, a predicted model, not a curated record